AUGGACGACGCAUCCUCUGCUCUGGUGUUGCAGGCGACAGCGCCGUUAAUCAUCGAGAAGGAAUUUGAUGAGAAGUGGAAAACCUUCUAUGAUGAGGUGAGAUGGCUUUUCCAAAAGCUGAGAAAGAAUUUGAUGACAGUGGAAAACCUCCCAUGA
Molecule: messenger RNA, 156 nt
Organism: Dovyalis caffra
Lineage: Eukaryota; Viridiplantae; Streptophyta; Magnoliopsida; Malpighiales; Salicaceae
Source: the annotation of a GenBank genome assembly